AUGCCAAAGAUAACGCGGCAAAUUUGCAAAACGGCGAAAAUGCGUUUUUACCUGCACAUUUUGCUCCUCUCGUUUGCAGGUUUGUUUAAGUAGUUCAAAAAUUUCGAAAAUUCGAUAUUUUUUUAGCGGUAGUGAAUGGUCAACAUAUUUUCCGGCUUGCAUCCUUCAGCUCUGAUGUUAAAUCGACGCUGGCUAACGUCGAGGAAGGCUCAUUCCUGUUUAUUUCCUCCAGUGAUAACCCCAAUUAUCUCAAGAACAUUCAAAUUGAAACCGCUGGAUCCUUCUACAAGUUGGCAAUAUUUUACUCUCCUCAAUACCAAUUAAAAUUUCAGUGCGUUGGAUAUUUCCACGCGAAUGUUCUCUGCUUCGUCGGGGCGAAAAAUCGGAUUGAAAGUUCUGCGCGGCUUGUCGAUAACGACUACAAAUAAUAAUACAAUUUCUAGCAAGCUUUUUGGACAGUUGUACGUCACUACCGCAGCUCAGGCUCAAGGUUUGAAGAUUUUUGAAAUUUUUGAUGUUUUACGAAGAUUUGGCAGUCCCAAAAGCAGCACCAAAACGGUUUCUAAACACUUUGGCAGUCCUAAAAGCAGCACCGAAACGGUUUCUAAACAGUUUGGCAGUCCUAAAAGCAGCACCGAAACGGUUUCUAAACAUUUUGGAAGUCCUAAAAGCAGCACCGAAACGGUUUCUAAACAUUUUGGCAGUCCCAAAAGCAGCCUUAUAAUGACUUUUGGCAGUCCCAAGCGUUGAGACUUUUUGGUGAAUCUUCCCUUCGGCUUUUUUCUUUCUCGAAAAACAAGUUGUGACUUUUCGAAAUAACAAGAAUAUACUUGAAAGUGAAGAAGGUCUUUCGUCCGCUUCCCUUAGAUCAGAUAAUAAUCUACAAAUAAUCACACUAAGGUGGUUAAUUUUAUUUCAGAUCCCAACUUCCUCGUUUAUGACGUCGUUGCCCGUGAAACCAUCACCCCGACUGACAAUUUGAGCAAAACUUAUGUUCUUUUCAACGUCCAUAAUCGAUCCGUCGACGGCUUUUAUCCGUAUUAUUCCGGCAUCAUUUCCAACUUGACGCAGGAUCCGGUUUGGAACUUUCUGAGUAAAAUUGUUGAAUUAAUCAUUUUAGAACAGCGUCCUUGUGAUGAAUACAGGUAUACCUGGGCAGCAACUUCGAAACGUCACGAAAUUCUUCGCGAAUCCGCUCAAUGACACCGGUGUCAGCCAGUGAGUGUUUUUUUGAGCCUAUGAAAAAAAUUCGUUCCACACGUUUCAAUUAUAUUUCCAGCUUCUUCACCAACAUCGAGCCUCUAUCCAUUCCCCUACCCGUUUUCUACAUUUCUGCAACCCUUAAUGGUCCGACUUUCACUAUGGAAUCUGGAUCAAGUACUUUUCAUAAUCAAUAGUGAUGAAAGUCUUUCUUUAAAGUCCCAGCGACUACCAUCAACACAACCGCCGUAUCGACUUCUGGCUUGAUUCUGGUCAACGACGACGAACUCGCUCAGAACUACACUGUCAAUUUGAACGCCGAUCCAGCUUAUGAUGGCGUCUGCGGAUUUUUGGUUUGUUCAGGUAAUCUAACAUAAGUUUCUCUGUUCCAGUACGUCUCGGACCUGGUCGACAAUGUCGAAGCUGACGGUUUCUUCUACGGAGCCGUUUUGUUCGCUGGCUUCAAGUGAGAAGAAGAGCUUUUUAUUUGAAUUCUUGGGUUAUGAAUUCCAGUUACGACAAUACUGAGCCGUAUGCUUCGCGGGAGUAUAAAUUCUACGCCCAGCAGCUCGGAAUCAGGCCAACCUCGCCUAAUAUGGGCUUUUAUAGCUUCCAAUAUUAUAAUAUAAGUAAGUUGAGAGUUCUAUACAAGAACAAAAAAAAAGAUUUACAUGAACUAUCUCAACUUUUCCUUUCCAGAAGGAGCCCUUCUACCUACACCCCCUACCCCGCAGACGAAUCAACCCACGAACCCAGCAACUUCGAGAAUUCCUAUCACUAGUACAACACAAAAAGCCAUAAUUCCCACCACGACCAAAUCCGCUGAUUUCAAAACGUUCUCCAUUUUACUGGUUUUCUCAGCAGUUUUCCAGCGCCUCUUCUGA
This is a messenger RNA of Caenorhabditis auriculariae, 2084 nucleotides long. Lineage: Eukaryota; Metazoa; Nematoda; Chromadorea; Rhabditida; Rhabditidae. The record is from the annotation of a GenBank genome assembly.